Symbiodinium sp. CCMP2456 is the source of this 396-nucleotide messenger RNA. The record is from the annotation of a GenBank genome assembly. Lineage: Eukaryota; Dinophyceae; Suessiales; Symbiodiniaceae.
AUGGCACACGGCGAGCUCAGGCAGAGCAGCACUAGGCGUGUGGUGGUAGAUCGAAGUCGGCUGGGUCCGGGCUUCGUUCUAUGCCAGGUGUCGGAGGCGCUCCGACCUGCGUCUCCAUCGCUUUGGAUGUCAUCCAAAAUUCUGCGGCCAGUCUAUUGGCUGAGAUUCCACUCACGUGCAUCAACGACAGUGGGCGAAAUGCGGCAGCGGAAUCUGCAGUUGACCUCGCAUCCGCCCAUCUUUUGCAGUCAAGCUCGCGUGGUCUGCAUCUUUCUAGCACUUCGCAAGGGACGAUGCCACUUAUUUCAGGACUUGGGCGAGCUUCUUGUCCUGGCUCGCAUGCAGUCGGACGGCUGGCGACCAUUUAAGGCAUUGAGAUGUUUGCAAAUUUUGUGA